AUUCAACACAAGUUGAAUGCGAAUAGCCUGUGCUGUGUUGUACAAUGUAGUACACAAUGUCUUCUAUUUGCAAUUGAUUUUCUGCUGUCAAGUUCACUUACCUUUCUUCUUCAUUACUUCAAAAAAUCGAGAAAAGAAACAAAAACUAUUACUUCAUUCAUACAAACGAAAUUUCGUUCGAUUUGUGAUUUCGAUGUUGUUUUCAUAGCGUUUUUUUUUGGUGUGGUUUUUCAUUCGCUUUAAAUUCAUUUGUAAAAAUUUCGUCUUCUGUUCGCUUCGGUUGUCGGUGUUUGUGUGUGCGCGAGAGACAGUAUAAGCGAUUGUUUUCUUUUUUUUUCAUUCGUGUUUCGGUAAUGGUGUUGCGUAUAUAUGCAGUUUGCUUUUAUGUACAUACCUUUCUUUUUUAGCACUACAUGAAAUGCAAUAUUCUUUUUUUCCUCUCUCGCUCGCUAAAUAAUAUUCGCUCAAUCCGCGUUUUGUUUUGUGCUAAGUGAAUUUUCAAUUGUACGAUAUGUAUUCACAUUCUAAUGGUGUUCCGUGUGUGUAGUUUGAUAAACGGAAGAAGAAAACAACAACAAACCGAGACCGAACUGCAAGAAGCCAGCACAGUCGAAGAAGAGCGAGCAGCAGAAAGAAAAAAUAACAUAAGAAAAUCACUUUAAAGUCAAACGUGAUUCUGACGAAUGUGGAAUAUUAAAUGAAGACAUUGAAUUGGCCAGUUACACUCACUCACACAAAAAUUGUGCAGCAUGUUGUAAAAUUUCGAGCUCAUUUGAAAAAAAAGUUGGCAAGAGAAAGAGCCGUAACACGACGGCAGCAGUGCAGAAAUAUUAAGUGCAUAUGGUUUAUAUUUUCGUUUCGAUUAAUGGUUGAAAGUGAGACAAAUAUGUGAUGAGAGAAUACAACAACAAAAACCACCGAAGAAAGAAAAACGAGCGCAAAAAUGCAAUGGUGUUUCACUGUUGAUUGGUAUCGUGCAUGACAAGAGACACCCAAUAACCAAAACAAUCGAACGAAUUGUCAUAAAAAUCAUACAAAAAAAAUCGUUCGAAAAUCGAGGACAUGAUCCAAACGUGUAGUGCUCUCCUCUGCCUAUGUGCAUGAUGACAGGGAAAAAAGCAGAAUCAGAUCGGUCAACAACUGUAAACCGUGUUCAUAGAGAAAAUGAUGAAGUAAAAAAAGUAUUGAAAGCAAAUAACUAACAAACCAAAUGACAAAUAUUUGCUGAACGAUUAAACAGCGCGAAUCGCAAAGAACGCAGAGGAAAAACAAACAAACACUGAACGAAGAAACAGCAGAAAAUAAUCAAAGAAAUAGUAAAAUUGAUCGAUUGUGUGCAAUUUGAUUUUAUAUCUAUUUAUAUUGUUUAUAAUAUGUGCAUUUGGUGACUGACCACACAGUGCAACUUGAUUUCCAAAUCGGGCAUUUGUUAUAAAUCGUUCGAAAUACCAAAAAGUAAAAAAAAGAAAAAUAUCGGGUGUGUGUGUACGCGCGCGUGUGUUUGUCUACGUGUAUGUGUCAUAUUUUUUUCUGUUUUACAUUCGACAUCGUUAUCCAUCGUCCAUUUCUUGCACUGAUGAUUAUUCCAUACCUACGCGCUAACCAUCGUUCAGUGCUCAUUUAUGUAAUUAGAAUUAGUGUUGAUGUGUCAGAAAACCACAACAUAAAUUUCUGCCAAUAACGUCGUCGACGUCGUCGUUGUUGCUGUCGCCGUCGUCGUCGUCAUCAUCAUCAUGUUCAUAAAAAAGACACAUGUUGAUGUUAAAAAGUUGACAUCAAAGAUUCAAGAUAGUAAAAAAGAUACGGCAUCUCGAUUGCGACACCUCAAAACCAUAUUAGAGCACGUUGAUAUCGAUGAGGCGAAAUCAAUUUUCGAAUCCAACUACAGCCAUGUCUAUUUCAUACUCUAUGACACAUUUGUGCAGGCUGAAACGAAUUUGCGGCAAAGAGUACAUAAAGCGCAUCGAGAGGAGUUAGACGGAUCACUAUGGCUGCUGGGGAGAAUAUUGCACCUGUUGCCAGAGCUUGUGGCACGACGAUGGCAAUGCCAUUCACUCGGCCGGGUGAUGGCCAAAUUGCUUCAUCAUGGUAACAGUGCAAAACUGAGGAGGGAAGGAGUGAGGUUCUUUCUACUUUGGUAUCAAGCUCUUUGCGAAAAUGCACCACCGCAUGUGCAUCAGAUGUUCACCGAGCUGAUACCUGGUUUGAUAAUACCGCAGAAGGGCCAGAUUGGUUUGGCCGAAACGGAAUUCGUCGCUAACGAUUUGAUGAAUCAUCCGAAUAUGAAGGGUGAAAUGGGAGCAUCAGUGUUUCACGAUACAGGCGCUCAUCCGGUACGUUCACCGGAAGCAACACCUCUACUGCCACCGGCCAGCAAUGAACGAACGGCUGCCCCAGAUCCACGUGAUGGCCUCGAAGUGCUGCUCGACGGGAUGCUUCGGGCGACGGGCGGUUUGCGUUGGCGUGACAACACACCGCAACGGCAUAUGCGAUCAUUUGCAUUCCUUUUACAACGAUUCAAAGAAGUGUAUUUGCCGUUGAUUUGCCCGAAUUUCGACUAUUUUACAUCGAUCUACGAGCCAAAAUUAGAUUUGCCCGUGAUGCGAACGGUAAGCAAACGUGAGGAAGUGAUGAGCUCAUGUGUUGUGGUUCUAGUGAAUUGGGUGUCAAUGUAUACACGUGAUAAAAUUAGUAACAAUCGCAUUUUUAUGAAUAUCGAAGAUGAUUUAACCGAUCAUGCAAAUUUUAUGUCGAAUGCCAAAUAUAUCGGUUAUAUGCAGCCGCACCUCAUAAAAGACGUUCUGUAUUCGACACGUGACAACAUCAAUUUUGUGCAUGAGGUGUAUCGACAAGCAUUUUUAUUAAAUUACAAUACACGCGCACAAAUUGGUGCGAUUCGAACGGCAAUUGCCACGUACAAGGAAUGGAUGAGUGGGACGCCGCCACCAUUCCUAUUGGAACCGGAAGACAAUAGCGGUAAUCAUGAUUUAGUGCCUCGAAAUCAACGGCUGCGAACCGAUUCGUAUUUGGGCGCCAUUACAAAGGAAAAUCUUUUGAUUCGUGCCGGAUCUCAGAAUGUGCUGCAAGUGUUUGUCACCAAUACGGCUAACGUGUUCAUGGUACAAACGGCACAUUCAAGCGUUGUACUACAUUCGAAAUCCCGCGAAACGACACCGCUCGAUGAACAGACUGAUGUGUGCAAAAGUGUUUUGAAUAUUUAUCGCACGAUGGUGAUGAACACGAAAAUGGAUGCGAAAACAUGGGAACAAUUGCUGCUGGUGCUGUUGCAAAUAACCGCUGUCAUUCUGAGUCAAGCGCCGCCAAAUUCGAAGCGAAACAAUUUGGGCGGCCGUUUGGCACAGCCCGUAUUUCAGACAUUGAUCGUAACAUGGAUUCGGGCACACACAAAUGUGCCAGUUAAUCCAGGAUUGUGGUCGAAAUUUUUAAAUGUCCUCUCGUCGUUGACACAUCGUGAAGAAUUAAUCAUCGAAUGGAAUAAAACGAUGCAAACUUUAACUCGAGUCAUGGCGCGGCAAGUGUACAAUUUGAAUUUACAGGAUCUUCCAUUGGAUAGAUUGGCCGAACAGAAAGGCAAACGAAGACGUGGCGCAGCUACGCAACAACCAUUGGAAAGUAGAGAGAACUCUAGUCUUUCAAAUGUCACAAAAACAGAAAUUGCUGAUGAAGCAACAGAACAGCCGUACGAAAGCUCAACAACCGGACGUCAACGCACCAUAUCAGGGACAACCACCCUGAAUCGAAGCUAUAGUGAAGGAAGUUUAGCACCGACACGUAAAUCAAGAGCACGACGACGGAAAACACCAUCAAAAGUACCUACGUUGCCGAGCAAUGUUGAGAGUUCACUCAAUAAAAUCUUAUCCAGUGUACCGUCAAAUCUUAGCGUAAGCACCGAAGCAUUGAACAUUUCGAAAUUGUCGCAAAGCGGUGAUGGAUCGACACCGUUGCGAAGAGCCUUGUCACUCGAUUCGAUUCGUCAUCAUCCGUUGGGCGAGAGCACCAGAGGAUCCAGAACACCGUCGCCAACCGCAUCGAACGGAAUCGAAGGCGGCAGCAUCAAAGACACUAUUCAAAUCGAUAUGUUGGCAGGCGAUUCGAGUAGCAUCGAUACUCAAGAUGACAGCAAUAUUCCGUCGGCCGAUCGCCGCUCGAUUCUGAUGGGAGGCACUGCACGCGGUUGGCUGCCAGACGUUGCUGCUGUCAUGUGGAAACGAAUGCUUGGCGCGCUCGGUGACGUCAACAAAAUUCUCAAUCCAAAAUUGCAUGCUCAAGUCUUCAAACACCUUGUCGAUAUUACGGAUAGUUUGAUAAAAAUUCGACAGAAUCAAGGCAUAUCAAGUGAUAAUCAAAGUACUCCAAAUCCACCGACUCUGGUGCCGCCAAUCGGAAUUUUCUCAUCAUGGUGCUAUGGCGCAUUGUCGUUGGAUUAUCAAUACAGAGAUGGAAAAUUAUGGGCCUUACAAAUGCUGUGUUCGAUCGUGAAAUAUGGACCACCAUUGGGUAACGAUCAGUUGCCGUUGUUCUAUCAUGCAUUGCAUCAGGCGUUGACUGGUGAAGACAGAGCGAUGGCAUAUACUGUGCUCAAAUACUUGGGUGGACCACGUUUUUUGAGCUUACUUCUACCCGGUCAUUCACUACUGUUGCUCGAUUUGGUUCAUGCAUCAACGGUCAUUCUCACAUCGACCGAAACAAAUAACGUUCCAAGGGCCGAAGUGACGGGUUUGCUCAGUUCAUUGUUAUGCUUUCCAAGAACAUCGUUGCCAAAGCAAUUUCUACAACCAUCCGAACCGCAUGUUACACUUGUCGAUUGUCCCGACAUACAAGAGCAUGUGUUAAAUGUAAUUUUACGUUGUGCACGACGUGAACCCACUUCGAAAGCGAGAUGCAUCGCAAUUUCAGCGCUCGCUCAAUGGGUGCUACAAACAUUGGGCCAAUCACAUCUAUCCGACAAAGGAUUCCAACAAAAUGUCCCUUACAAGGGACAGCGAUCAUCACCCGGCAAACAAACACCACAAAAUCCACGCAUCAAAGAAGCGAUUCAAGUCAUUUUGCAAGCAAUUCAAUUCAAACAUCGAACAAUUGCACGUGUUGCGGCCGAAUCGUUGAAAUUAUGCGCGGACAAAGGCAAACAAAUUGCGGAAAUCGAUCGUUUGCCACAUCUGAUAGUCAAAUCAAUUUGCAUUGCAUUGGAAAUUCAGAAUGUAACCCAUCCGAAGGAGAGUGAUAAACAUGUACUGACGGCGUUGUUGCUGUGUUUGGGAGAGUUUUGUAUGUCGAUUCCGACGAAAAUUUUAAUACAAUCCCUUUCGUCAGACUCACCGGAUAAUUUGGUGUUGAUUGUGCUACGGAUUUUGCAUCAGAUCGGAACGGGAGCUCAAACGGAUCGUAUUAAACUGUUUACACCCGAUGAAGAUUUCGAUAUGACUAUUAUCGUGGAUGACGUUAAGUUGUUAUCGUCCAACGAAGCCAAUUUCCAAACGGCUGAAACCACCCAAAAUUGCAUCAAUGCGAUUCGUUUGUGCGCCAAAACGGUGGCCAUGCAUUUGGUCACGAAUUUGGGACAUUUCCCAAUGGGUAUCGGUGCAUCACGCCUUAGUUCGAUUGUUGAUGAACACGAUGACAUGGGUCUCAUACAACAAAGCGUCGAUUCAACGGUUGGCCCACGCGAUUCCGUUGAUUUAACCUCACAAGUACUUAAUGCCUCCAACUUACAAAUGUUUUUGUUGAAUCCAUGUCUAGUCGCCAGUUUCAUUGAAUUGUCAGCUUUAAAAUUACCCGGUGGCGGUAUAACGGCUGGCCUUGUGACCGCUGAUCGGCAGGUGCGCGUGUUGCUGCGUGAUUUAAAUGGCAAAGCUUGCUGGGAUGCUAGCAUCUUGUAUCGUGAACCAAAAAUUCAAAUCACAAACAUUGACAAUAUCGAUGAAAAGCCUAAUUUACAAAUUGGAGCCAAUCAAGACAGCAAAUAUUUUAUGGAUAAAGCACAAAUUGCAAUGAGCCAUCAUGGUGCUAGAAAUUUCUUAGUUGGCGCAUCGCUUGAUCCACUAACAUCAACCGUCGGUUUGCCAUUAAAUCCACGACAACACACUCUGCGUCAUCGUCCACCGAAUCAAUUGCCGCUUGCGAACGACUUGGCACCGGAUCUAGAUCAAUUGGAUGAUCUGUUGCAAUACAUCGGUCACACUAGCCCUGAAUGCCUGGAAGAUCCAUGCUCAUUUUUGAAUGCAGCUGCUCCAACGCCAUUAGGUUCACAUCUGGAGGCGCAAACCAUAUCGAUAAUCUUGAACCAAAAAUCAUUGGAACAGGAUUUCAAAACAGUACAAAGUGCUCAAAAUAUCAAUAUACCCGUGCGACUCUCACGCGAAGACCACUUCAGUCGAACCAAAAACGACGGCUCUCGAUCGGCUGGUAACAGUUUGAUCAAGAGCGAUACGCAAUUCCAUUAUUGCAAAUUGCUAUUUAGUCAAUUGGGCUUGGCUGGUUGGGAACGAAGGAAACGUACACAUCUUCUGAUUCGAACCGACAAAUUGUUACGAGAACUACGGAAUUUGGACAUGCAACGCUGUCGCGAAACACACAAAGUGGCAGUGAUCUAUGUGGCCAGCGGGCAAGAGGAUAAAAAUAGUAUUUUCAGAAAUUCCUGUGGCAGCAGUACUUACGAAAUGUUUGUGUCAGCAUUGGGAUGGGAGGUCGAAUUGGAAUCGCAUAAUGGAUUCUUGGGUGGUUUGCCGCGUCAAGGAUGUGGAUCAACGUCACCUUAUUAUGCAACACCAUUCUUUGAGGUCAUUUAUCAUGUGGCAACACGAAUGCCAUACGAUAGUUCCGAAGCGAUUUUGAAUAAGACACGACAUUUGGGCAACGAUGAAGUGCACAUUGUGUGGAGCGAACAUUAUAGAGACUAUCGCCGUGAUAUACUGCCAACGGAAUUCUGUGAUGUUUUAAUUGUGAUUUAUCCAUUGAAAAGUGGGCUGUUCCGUGUGACAGUGAAUCGAAAGCCAGAAGUGCCAUGGUUUGGACCACUCACCGAUGAAUCGAUCGUCGGAGGCGCAUGCCUGGCUAAUCUCGUCCGUGCUACCGCAAUCAAUGCUAGUCGAGCUAAACGUUCAUCACUGCCAUUCUACCAACAAUUCUAUGAAGAGCGAAAACGUUCACUGGAUACGAUCGCAUCGCGACACAAAGAUAGCAAUACAUUUGAAGACUUCACAUCACGUGUAUACAGUCCAUUGUCACUGAGCCAUAACAUACCAGCUAAUCCAAAUAGUUCGCUUGCAUCAGCAAUGAUCGACAACAGCUAUCGCAAUCAAUCGAAAAAAUGGAGUCAGCCACAAGCUGAAUCGACAAAACUAUCAGUUCGUGACAUUCCAAAUCAGAUAAUAAGCGCUGUAAAUAUUGACCAUCCAUCGCCUCGGCCACAUCGUAAAUUGCAUCCGUUUAAGAGUGCGCCGAAAAAGCAUAGCCAAGGUAAUACACCUCCAGAGAGUCCAACGCUUCCCGGUACAUUCACCCGGAAAUUUAAGUAGAACAGAAAUGCGUGUGUGUUUGUGAAGCAUGUUUAAUUUUAGUGGCGAUUUUGAGAUAGUUUGUGUCUCAAAAAUGCGUUGUAUUGAAGUCGAUUUGAUUUUUUUUCUUGCGUUUUUUUUAAAUGUAUCUUUGUCGAACGGUAUUCCAUCUGUCAAAAUCUAAUGUUAUUUAUUCGAAUGGCUCUUUUUCUCACUCUUUCUCUCUGUAUUUGUAUCUCAUCCUCUUGAAAAUGAUAAUUACUUUUUGAUCUACCGAUUUUGAUAGCUUAAAAUGUUGAGAUGUAAUACCGUUUGACAAAAUUAUCAGCUAACGAGCAUUGUUCUAAGCAUUAAAAAUAGAAACCGUUUUUCUUUUGUGGGUGCGCCCUUUAAAAUUCCAUGUAAUAAAUAUCAAUGAUGAGUGUUUAUGCGGUUGACACGAGGGUCAAUGGGUUUUCCAAAGAAUUAAAAGAGAUGUAGAAAGAUUUCUGUAGCGAUAACAAAAGCAUGAAUUCUCGAACGUUGCUAACGAGUUAUGCAACGUUCAUAGUUUUUUUUUUCGUAUUAAUUUUUACAUAAAAAAAACGAAAAUUGUAUAGUUUUGUUGCAUGUCCGUUUGUUAUUGUCAGAAAAGAAGUUGCAAUUUUUCAGUCGAGUAUCACAUCAAAUGCUGAAGAAAUUUAUUUUUCUCCCCCUUUCUUUUCCACGUAUAGAAAUAAACGGCUAAAAUUAUGAUUUUGAAGAGAUGAUGAAAGAAAUGCGAGAAGAGAUGAUGAAGUGAGAGAUAGAGAGGGAGAGCGAAAGCGUGUGAUUUUAUUACGAAAAAAAUAAUCAACCAACCAACAUUUGCGUCCAUAUUAACAGACAUCCAAAAUUUAAUUUAUGAUUAAUUCUUGGUUGUCUCUGCGUCAAAUCUUAUUUAUUACUAUGAUUAUUAUUUCAUUCUUUUAAGAAUAAGCUAACCAAUUUUCGGUUUAAUUUAUUAUGUUCAUGUUAGGCUAAUCCCGUUCCGAUUUUUGUUGGAAUUAAAGCUUCACUCUGUAUAAUUUAUUAUUAUUAUUAAAGGCAAAAUGUGGCAAGUUUUCACUUUUAUUUUUUUGAAAUAUUGUGAGACAAUUGAUUUGAAGAGAAAAAAAAAGAUUUUUUUUUUUGGAAAAGAGCCAAUAGUUACGUGAAGGUACCGCCACGCUGCGAUAAACAUUCUAUUUAGUAAUUCGUCGUAACAAAGAAAAAAAAAGAAGCAGAAGUAAAGAUAAAAUGUGUUUCAUUCUCCAAGCAAAAAACUACUACUACUCUUUUGACUUUGUUUUUUUUUUUUAUAACCAAAAGUAUUUACAUCACACAAUUUCCAAUAGCCAUUACGAUACAUAUAACAGAUAUCAAGAAAGAAAAAAUUAUAUAUAUAUAAAAAGCCGCAAACAUUUAUGUAUAUUGUAUAGAUAUAGCAACAAUCAAUAUUUUCGAAUUGUAAACUAUUUUGACAGUAUUUUUAAAUUUUUAUUAAAAACAAAACAAAAAUUGUAAACAACAAA
Molecule: messenger RNA, 9046 nt
Organism: Sitodiplosis mosellana (orange wheat blossom midge)
Lineage: Eukaryota; Metazoa; Arthropoda; Insecta; Diptera; Cecidomyiidae
Product: probable Rho GTPase-activating protein CG5521
Exons: 9
Coding region: 1734-7535 (1933 amino acids)
Biological process (GO): regulation of small GTPase mediated signal transduction; positive regulation of GTPase activity
Cellular component (GO): nucleus; cytoplasm
Molecular function (GO): GTPase activator activity
Source: RefSeq, a predicted model, not a curated record